Ochotona curzoniae (black-lipped pika) is the source of this 498-nucleotide messenger RNA. Its product is annotated as corticostatin-3-like. Bases 98 to 385 code for a protein of 95 amino acids. Gene Ontology annotation, cellular component: extracellular matrix; extracellular region. The record is from RefSeq and is a predicted model, not a curated record. Gene Ontology annotation, biological process: antimicrobial humoral immune response mediated by antimicrobial peptide; antibacterial humoral response; innate immune response in mucosa. The transcript is spliced from 3 exons. Lineage: Eukaryota; Metazoa; Chordata; Mammalia; Lagomorpha; Ochotonidae.
GUGUGUGGUGCCUUUGCUCCAGACACCUGCCUCAGAGGACUGCAGCCGGCUCCUCUCCAAUCACCGUGCACUGCCUGAGCAUCUGUGACUCCCAGCGAUGAAGACCCUCGCUCUCCUGGCUGUCAUGCUCCUGGUGGCCCUCCAAGCCCGGGCUGAGCUCCUCACGGUGAAUGCUGAUGAGGUUGUGGACCAGCAGCAGUCAGGGGCAGAGGACCAGGACGUGGCUGUGUACGUGAAAGAGGAAGAAAGCUCCAUUCUUGAAGCUCUAGGUGUCAGCACAGGAAUUGUCUGCACUUGCAGAAGACGCUUGUGUGUAUCUCGGGAACGCCGCUCUGGGGUCUGCAUCAUCCGUGGUGCCCGAUACCCACUCUGCUGUCGCCGCUGAGAGGAACAACAGGGAAAAGCUGCUCCUUUCUGCUUUGUGGUCUUUAUGGAAACUGCUAUGACUCCUGUGCCAUGUCCUUUCCUCUCCAACCCCAAAUAAAGAGCCUUAGCGAG